Molecule: messenger RNA, 15074 nt
Organism: Lontra canadensis (Northern American river otter)
Lineage: Eukaryota; Metazoa; Chordata; Mammalia; Carnivora; Mustelidae
Gene: ANK2
Product: ankyrin 2
Exons: 51
Coding region: 489-12992 (4167 amino acids)
Biological process (GO): regulation of cardiac muscle contraction; protein localization to T-tubule; signal transduction
Cellular component (GO): T-tubule
Molecular function (GO): protein binding
Source: RefSeq, a predicted model, not a curated record
CCCCCAGCAGUUCCUCAGAGGUGGCCUCUUCCUGGCUCCAGUCGGAAGACACAGACUGUCUGGAGGAGUCCCCAAAGACUGUUCCAACUGGUGAUGUGUGUCUAAGGAAGGCUUUUUCAACUAGUAGGAUGCUUGCCGGCACUUGCGGCCACCCAACUGCUCAAGAGCUCCGAGUCUAGUGCUCCGCCUUCCCCGGGGACCACUUCCGAGUGUGGGUGCACACCUAUGCCUGCGUAUGUGCAGGUGGGCGCUGCUGGGGGGCUUGGCCUGGGACCUUGGCACGUUCUGGUGAAUUAUGGGUGCUGCAGAGGCUGGAGCAAGAUUAUGACCUAGCUCGGGGGCGGAGUGGAUUAUUUCGUGAGUGCUCUGGUUGUCAACCAUUGCCCUGGUGGGCAAAAUCACAUCUCCAUCUAGCUCUAAAAUCACCUGGCUUGCUGGGGAGUGGAAACCGAGCUGCGGUAACUGCUUCUGCUGAUUUUCUCUGCAAAAUGGCUCACGCUGCUGCUUCUAUUAAAAAAGUUCGAGAGGCCGAACUGGAUGAAAAAGAAAAAAACCUUGAGAGAGAGAGAAAAAAACAACGGAAAAUCCCCAGGGAACGUAUGGAACGGAAAAGAAAGUCUGACAGCAAUGCGAGCUUCCUCCGUGCUGCCAGAGCAGGCAACCUGGACAAAGUAGUGGAAUAUCUCAAGGGGGGCAUAGACAUCAAUACCUGCAAUCAGAAUGGACUCAAUGCUCUCCACCUGGCUGCCAAGGAGGGUCAUGUGGGCCUGGUUCAGGAGCUGCUGGGAAGAGGAUCCUCUGUGGAUUCUGCCACCAAGAAGGGAAACACGGCCCUUCACAUUGCGUCUUUGGCCGGACAAGCAGAAGUUGUCAAAGUCCUUGUCAAGGAAGGAGCCAAUAUUAAUGCCCAGUCUCAGAAUGGCUUCACUCCUUUAUACAUGGCUGCCCAGGAGAACCACAUUGAUGUUGUAAAAUAUCUGCUUGAAAAUGGAGCUAAUCAGAGCACUGCUACUGAGGAUGGCUUCACGCCACUCGCGGUGGCGCUCCAGCAAGGACACAACCAGGCAGUGGCCAUCCUCUUAGAGAAUGAUACCAAAGGGAAAGUGAGGCUGCCAGCUCUGCAUAUUGCAGCCAGGAAAGAUGACACCAAAUCCGCUGCCCUCCUGCUUCAGAACGAUCACAACGCUGACGUACAAUCCAAGAUGAUGGUGAAUAGGACAACUGAGAGUGGUUUUACCCCUUUGCACAUUGCCGCCCACUAUGGAAAUGUCAACGUGGCAACUCUUCUUCUAAAUCGGGGAGCUGCUGUGGACUUUACAGCUAGGAAUGGAAUCACUCCUCUGCAUGUGGCUUCCAAAAGGGGAAACACAAACAUGGUGAAGCUCUUACUGGAUCGUGGUGGUCAGAUCGAUGCCAAAACUAGGGAUGGUUUGACACCCCUUCACUGUGCUGCAAGGAGUGGGCAUGACCAAGUGGUAGAGCUUCUGCUGGAACGGGGUGCUCCCUUGCUGGCAAGGACUAAGAAUGGGCUGUCUCCACUUCACAUGGCUGCACAGGGGGACCACGUGGAAUGUGUGAAGCACCUGUUACAGCACAAGGCGCCUGUUGACGAUGUCACCCUAGACUACCUGACAGCCCUCCAUGUUGCUGCACACUGUGGCCACUACCGUGUGACCAAACUCCUUCUGGACAAGAGAGCCAAUCCAAACGCCAGAGCCCUGAAUGGUUUUACUCCACUGCACAUUGCCUGCAAGAAAAACCGCAUCAAAGUCAUGGAACUGCUGGUGAAAUAUGGGGCUUCAAUCCAAGCUAUAACAGAGUCUGGCCUCACACCAAUACAUGUGGCUGCCUUCAUGGGCCACUUGAACAUUGUCCUCCUUCUGCUGCAGAACGGAGCCUCUCCAGAUGUCACUAACAUUCGUGGGGAGACUGCAUUGCACAUGGCAGCCCGGGCAGGGCAGGUUGAAGUGGUCCGAUGCCUACUGAGAAAUGGUGCCCUUGUUGAUGCCAGAGCCAGGGAGGAACAGACACCUUUGCACAUUGCCUCUCGCCUGGGUAAGACAGAAAUUGUCCAGCUGCUUCUACAACAUAUGGCUCAUCCAGAUGCAGCCACGACAAAUGGGUACACGCCCUUGCACAUCUCUGCCAGGGAAGGACAGGUAGAUGUGGCAUCGGUCCUCCUGGAAGCAGGAGCAGCCCACUCCUUAGCUACCAAGAAGGGUUUUACUCCCCUGCAUGUAGCAGCGAAGUAUGGAAGCCUGGAUGUGGCAAAACUUCUCUUGCAACGCCGAGCUGCCGCAGAUUCUGCAGGGAAGAAUGGCCUUACCCCGCUCCAUGUUGCUGCUCAUUAUGACAACCAGAAGGUGGCACUGCUGUUACUGGAGAAGGGUGCUUCCCCUCAUGCCACAGCCAAGAAUGGCUAUACUCCUUUACAUAUUGCUGCCAAGAAGAAUCAAAUGCAGAUAGCUUCCACACUCCUGAACUAUGGAGCAGAGACUAACAUUGUAACAAAGCAAGGAGUAACCCCACUCCACCUGGCCUCACAGGAGGGGCACACGGAUAUGGUCACGUUACUUUUGGAUAAGGGAGCCAAUAUCCACAUGUCAACCAAGAGUGGACUCACGUCUUUACACCUUGCAGCCCAGGAAGACAAAGUGAAUGUUGCUGAAAUUCUUACUAAGCAUGGGGCUGACCAGGAUGCUCACACUAAGCUUGGUUACACUCCUUUAAUUGUGGCCUGUCACUAUGGAAAUGUGAAAAUGGUCAACUUUCUUCUGAAGCAGGGUGCAAAUGUCAAUGCAAAAACGAAGAACGGCUACACGCCUCUGCACCAGGCCGCCCAGCAGGGCCACACGCACAUCAUCAACGUCCUGCUGCAGCACGGGGCCAAGCCCAACGCCACCACCGCGAAUGGCAACACCGCCUUGGCGAUUGCUAAGCGUCUGGGCUACAUCUCCGUGGUCGACACCCUGAAGGUUGUAACAGAGGAGGUCACCACCACCACCACGACCAUCACUGAAAAACACAAGCUAAAUGUUCCUGAGACAAUGACUGAGGUUCUUGAUGUUUCUGAUGAAGAAGGUGACGACACAAUGACAGGCGAUGGGGGAGAAUACCUUCGGCCCGAGGAUCUGAAAGAACUAGGUGACGACUCGCUACCCAGCAGUCAGUUCCUGGAUGGCAUGAAUUACCUGCGGUACAGCUUGGAGGGAGCCCGCUCUGACAGUACCAUGCCCAGCCUCCGAUCCUUCAGUUCCGACAGGUCUCACACCCUGAGCCAUGCCUCUUACCUGAGGGACAGUGCCAUGAUUGACGACACAGUUGUCAUCCCCAGUCACCAGGUGUCAACUCUAGCCAAGGAGGCAGAAAGGAAUUCUUACCGUCUCAGCUGGGGCACUGAGAACUUAGACAACGUGGCUCUUUCUUCCAGCCCUAUUCAUUCAGGCCGCUCCUCUCCAUGUCUUGAUCGUGACAACAGCAGUUUCCUGGUUAGUUUUAUGGUGGAUGCCCGAGGUGGUGCUAUGCGAGGAUGCAGACACAAUGGGCUCCGUAUCAUUAUUCCACCUCGGAAAUGUACUGCCCCAACUCGAGUCACCUGCCGUCUGGUCAAACGCCAUAGACUGGCAACAAUGCCGCCAAUGGUGGAAGGAGAAGGCCUGGCCAGUCGCCUGAUCGAAGUUGGACCUUCUGGUGCUCAGUUCCUUGGUAAACUUCACCUGCCAACGGCUCCUCCCCCACUUAAUGAGGGAGAAAGUUUGGUCAGCCGCAUCCUUCAGCUGGGGCCUCCUGGAACCAAAUUCCUUGGGCCUGUGAUCGUGGAGAUCCCCCAUUUUGCUGCCCUACGAGGAAAGGAGCGGGAACUGGUGGUCCUGCGCAGUGAGAACGGGGACAGCUGGAAAGAGCAUUACUGUGAAUACACUGAAGACGAGUUGAAUGAAAUCCUUAAUGGCAUGGAUGAAGUGCUGGAUAGCCCAGAAGACCUAGAAAAGAAGCGAAUCUGCCGCAUCAUCACCCGUGACUUCCCACAGUACUUUGCGGUGGUAUCGCGCAUCAAACAGGACAGCAACCUGAUUGGCCCGGAGGGAGGCGUGCUGAGCAGCACCGUGGUGCCGCAGGUGCAGGCCGUCUUCCCAGAGGGGGCGCUGACCAAGAGGAUCCGUGUGGGCUUACAGGCUCAACCUAUGCACAGUGAGCUGGUUAAGAAGAUUCUAGGCAACAAAGCUACCUUCAGCCCUAUAGUCACUUUGGAACCUAGAAGAAGAAAAUUUCACAAGCCAAUUACCAUGACCAUUCCUGUCCCCAAAGCUUCAAGUGAUGUCAUGUUGAAUGGUUUUGGGGGAGAUGCACCAACCUUAAGAUUACUAUGCAGCAUAACAGGUGGAACCACUCCUGCACAAUGGGAAGAUAUUACAGGAACUACGCCCUUAACAUUUGUCAAUGAAUGUGUUUCCUUUACAACCAAUGUGUCUGCCAGGUUCUGGCUGAUAGAUUGUCGACAAAUCCAGGAAUCUGUUACCUUUGCAUCACAAGUGUAUAGGGAAAUUAUCUGUGUACCGUAUAUGGCCAAAUUUGUCGUGUUUGCCAAAUCACAUGACCCCAUUGAAGCCAGGUUGAGAUGUUUCUGCAUGACUGAUGAUAAAGUGGAUAAGACCCUAGAACAACAAGAAAACUUUGCUGAGGUGGCCAGAAGCAGGGAUGUAGAGGUACUAGAAGGAAAACCCAUCUAUGUUGAUUGUUUUGGCAACCUGGUGCCAUUAACCAAGAGUGGCCAACAUCAUAUCUUCAGUUUUUUUGCCUUCAAAGAAAACCGACUUCCUCUCUUUGUCAAGGUACGCGACACGACUCAGGAACCUUGCGGGCGACUAUCAUUUAUGAAAGAGCCAAAAUCCACAAGAGGCCUGGUGCAUCAAGCUAUUUGCAACUUAAACAUCACCCUGCCAAUUUAUACAAAGGAAUCAGAGUCAGAUCAAGAACAGGAAGAAGAGAUCGAUAUGACAUCAGAAAAAAAUGAUGAGACAGAAUCUACAGAAACAUCUGUCCUGAAAAGUCACCUGGUUAAUGAAGUUCCUGUCCUAGCCAGUCCGGACUUGCUCUCUGAAGUUUCUGAGAUGAAACAAGAUUUGAUCAAAAUGACCGCCAUCUUGACCACAGAUGUAUCUGAUAGGGCAGGUUCUAUCAAAGUGAAGGAGCUGGUGAAGGCUGCUGAGGAAGAGCCAGGAGAGCCUUUUGAAAUUGUUGAAAGAGUUAAAGAGGACUUAGAGAAAGUGAAUGAAAUCCUGAGAAGUGGAACCUGCGCGAGAGAUGAAGGCAGUGUGCCGAGGUCUCAGUCGGAGAGAGAAUUAGAGGAAGAGGAGUGGGUGAUUGUCAGUGAUGAGGAAAUAGAGGAGGCUAAGCAAAAAGCACCUUUAGAAAUCACCGAAUACCCAUGCGUAGAAGUUAGAAUAGAUAAAGAGCGCAACAUCAAAGUAGAGAAAGACUCAACGGGGCUAGUGAACUACCUUAUUGAGGAUCUAAAUUCCUAUGUGUCUCCUCAUGAAAAGCCACCGCAGACAGUUCAAGGGAUAGCAGGGGAGAAACGUGACGCUCUGGCUACUGGCAGGAGCUCUGAAAAUGAAGGGAAAGAUGCACCCCCACAGGAGACGCAGAGUGCCCAGAAACAGCACAAACCAAGCCUGGGAAUAAAGAAGCCAGUAAGAAGGAAAUUAAAAGAAAAACAAAAACAAAAAGAGGAAAGUGUACAAGGUAGUGCAGAAAAAAGUGAACUUAAAAAAUGUAGUUCAGAAGAGUCAUUAGAUGAUGAUGCAGGUUUAGCCCCUGAACCCCUCCCCACUGUUAAGGCCACUUCACCUUUGAUAGAAGAGACUCCCAUUGGUUCCAUAAAGGACAAAGUAAAGGCCCUUCAGAAACGAGUGGAAGAUGAACAAAAAGGUCGAAGCAAGUUGCCUGUCAGAGUCAAAGGCAAAGAGGAUGUGCCAAAAAAGAUAACCCACAGGACACAUCCAGCCGCAUCACCCUCUCUGAAGUCAGAGAGGCACACACCAGCAUCACCCUCCUCUAAAACAGAGAGACACUCUUCUCUUUCCUCCUCUACAAAAACUGAGAAGCACCCUCCGGUAUCACCAUCAGGUAAAGCUGAGAAACACUCACCUGUGUCACCCUCUGCAAAAACUGAAAGGCACUCCCCUGUGUCAUCAAAUAAAACCGAGAAGCACUUGCCUGUGUCACCCUCGACAAAAACUGAAAGGCACUCCCCUGUGUCAUCUACAAAAACAGAAAGACACCCACCUGUUUCACCUUCAGGUAAGAUGGACAAACGCCCACCUGUUUCGCCCUCUGGAAGAAUGGAGAAACAUGCACCAGUAUCACCUGGGAGAACCGAAAAACGCUUGCCUGUGUCACCAGCUGGACGAACGGAAAAGCAUCCACCUGUAUCAGCCUCCGGGAAAACUGAGAAACACUUGCCCGUGUCGCCUUCUGGGAAAACAGAAAAGCACCCACCUGUCUCCCCCACCUCAAAAACAGAACGAAUCGAGGAGACAAUGUCUGUUCGGGAGUUGAUGAAAGCUUUCCAGUCAGGUCAGGACCCCUCUAAACACAAGACUGGACUGUUUGAGCACAAAUCAGCAAAGCAAAAGCAGCCACAAGAGAAAGGCAAAGCUCGGGUAGAAAAAGAAAAGGGGCAGAUGCUAAACCACAGAGAAACACAGAAAACAGAGAGUCAGACGAUCAAACGAGGCCAGAGAUUUGUGGUAACAGGAGUUUCCGAAUCCAAGAGAGCAGUCCGUGCUUCCUCCGUAGGGUUUAAGAGAGAAGAUCUAGUUGUAGAGAAGGAGAAAGUCCUUAGCCACAAAACACCUGAACCUGUUCAGUCAGCACCAGAAGAAGAAAGCCAUAAAGAGAGUAACGUUCCCAAAGAAAAGCUGACUGAUGAACACGGAGACAUGGACCUCCAGAUCAGCCCAGAUAGGAAAACUUCCACGGACUUUUCUGACGUCAUUAAGCAAGAAUUGGAAGACAAUGACAAAUACCAACAAUUCCGAAGGACUGAGGAGACAGAAGCAGCACAGCUUCACUUAGAUCAGGUACUCACUAGUCCUUUCAACACGACAUUUCCACUAGAUUACAUGAAAGAUGAAUUUCUUCCAGCUCUGUCUUUACAAAGUGGUGCUUUGGAUGGCAGUUCUGAGAGCCUCAAGCCUGAAGGGGUGGCAGGUUCUCCAUGUGGCAGCCUGAUGGAAGGGACCCCUCAGAUUAGUUCAGAAGAAAGCUAUAAGCACGAGGGCCUCGCAGAGACUCCUGAGACAAGCCCAGAAAGCCUUUCUUUCUCACCAAAGAAAAGUGAGGAGCAAAUUGGGGAAAGAAGCGAAACAACCAAGUCAGAAACACCAACUGCAGCUCAUUCGGAAAAAGACCAUCCCUCAAUCAAAGACGUCACUGAUGGUUCUGAAGAACAAGGUGCCGUGGUCACUGAAGGCACAGAGCCCUCAGCUGAGUGUUCACUGAAGGAGGCCACCCCAGACCCUUCCAAAGACACAUGUCCCAGACAAGAAGAUGAUUCCCUUGGCAGCUGUAGUGUGUUACUAGCAAAAGAAACACCCAAAGGAGUGACUGAGGAAGCAUCCUCUGAUGAGGGUCAACUUACGAAUGUUGGUUCUGCCCAGAAGAUGCACACUGAUUCUGAAGCUCAGAAAUCCACAACCACUGAGCCCUCAGAUGAGACAAAGGCCUCUCCACUGCCUGAUGCUUUUGUAAACACAGGCACAGGAACAGAAUCAAAGCCCCAGGGAGUUGCCAGAAGUCCCCAAGGGUUAGAACUUGCACUCCCCAGCCGAGACAGUGAGGUCCUCAGCCCUGGUGCCGAUGAAUCAUUUGCAGUGAGCCAUAGAGACUCCUUGGAAGCCAGCCCUGUGCUGGAGGAUAACUCCUCACACAAAACUCCGGAUUCUCUGGAGCCGAGUCCUCUGAAAGAAUCCCCUUGCCGCGACUCUUUGGAAAGCAGCCCGGUAGAACCAAAGACGAAGGCUGGAGUUCUCCCAAGUCACUUCCCUCUUCCUGCAGCCGUAGCCAAAACAGAACUCUUUACGGAGGUGGCCUCUGUGCGGUCCCGGCUGCUCCGAGACCCAGACGGCAGUGCCGAGGAUGACAGUCUUGAGCAGACGUCACUGGUAGAGAGCUCUGGGAAGAGCCCCCUCUCUCCAGACACCCCCAGCUCAGAAGAAAUUAGCUAUGAGGUCACACCCAAAGCCACAGAUGCAAGCACACCCAAGCCAGCCGUAAUUCAUGAAUGUGCAGAGGAGGAUGACUUGGAAAAUGAGGACAAAAAGAGAUUCACACCUGAAGAGGAAAUGUUUAAAAUGGUAACCAAAAUCAAAACGUUUGACGAACUUGAACAAGAAGCAAAGCAGAAAAGGGACUACAAGAAAGAACCCAAGCAAGAAGAAUCUUCUUCAUCCUCUGACCCAGAUGCUGACUGUUUAGCAGAUGUGGAUGAACCAAAACAUACGGAGACUGUAGAGGAUGAAAGCAAUGUCCCUGUGGUAGUAACAUCAGAGAGCAGAAAGGCUUCUUCCUCCUCUGAGAGUGAACCUGAGUUGGCACAGCUGAAAAACGGUGGUGACACAGGCCUCUUACCAGAGCCAGUUAUUCGAGUACAACCUCCUUCUCCACUUCCAUCCAGUGUAGACUCCAAUUCCAGUCCUGAAGAAGUACAGUUUCAACCCAUUGUUUCUAAACAAUACACUUUCAAAAUGAAUGAGGAUACUCAGGAAGAGUGUGGUAAAUCAGAAGAAGAAAAAGACUAUGAAUCCCAUGUACCUGAAGAGAGUCAUAGUAUUUCUACUAAUGGCCCAGAUGGGUCUUAUGAUGAUCUGAACAGAGAUGCUGAUCAACCAGAAGUCUGUGAGGGCCAUGGGUGUGAGACCAGGAGUCCUAGCAGCUCAGUCAUUCCCGUAUCUUCAGGUCUCUAUAGCUCCCCUAGGGAGGAUAUCAAUGAGCAGCUAGCUAUCCAUGAGGAAUCAAUACCUCUGAAAGACAUUGAUGAAAAAGACACAGAAGGAGAAGAGCUUGAUGCUUCUCCAGUGGCAUCUCUACAAGUAGAUUGCCCCAGUGAAAGAUCUUCGUCUUUGUCCUCCUCCUUGCCUCACUGUCCAGCAUCUGAAGGACAAGAAUUAGAUGAAGACAUAUCUUUUCUAUCUCCUGCUACAAAAAUGGAGGACAUAAAAACUGACCAAGCUUUUGAGAGCUUACCGAAGGACUUUUCCAUGCAAGACUCAUCAAUUACUACUCAAACAGAUAUAUUGUCCAUGGAUGUCCCAGUGUCUGACCUUGCUGAGCCUGAUGAAAUCUACGAUCCUCAAAUAAUAAGCCCUUAUGAAAAUGUUCCUUCCCAAUCUUUUUUCUCCAGUGAAGAAAGCAAAAGUCAAACAGAUGCGGGACAUGCAAGUUUUAAGUCUUCGGAAGUGCAUUCUGUUACCAUGACAUCCUCUGUUGAAGACACGGUAGUAAUAAGCUCCUCCAGUACAACUGUUUCAAUCCAAGAAUCUAAUUUUGAGCACAAAAACAUGGAAGAAGAAUCCAAACAAGAAAGCACCUUGUGGGAACAGCGAUCAGAUCAAGCCCCUUCGUCUUUAGAGCCUUCUGUACCAAAUACUUCAGCAGUUGUUAGUGGCCAAAUCAGCAAAGUCAUCAUCACAAAAACAGACGUGGAUUCUGAUUCCUGGAGUGAAAUCCGUGAGGAUGAUGAAGCCUUUGAGGCUCGAGUAAAAGAGGAAGAACAAAAGAUAUUUGGUUUGAUGGUAGACAGACAAUCACAGGGUACCACCCCUGACACAACUCCUGCAAGGACCCCAACUGAAGAGGGGACUCCGACCAGUGAGCAAAACCCAUUUCUCUUUCAGGAAGGAAAAUUGUUUGAGAUGACCCGAAGUGGCGCCAUUGACAUGACCAAAAGGUCCUAUGCCGAUGAAAGUUUUCACUUUUUCCAAAUUGGGCAAGAAUCCAGGGAAGAGACUCUCUCUGAAGACAUGAAGGAAGGGAGUCCUGGGGCUGAGCUCCCACAACGGGAGACAUCAGCUGAGUCACUAGCUCUCUCAGAAUCAAAAGAAACAAUGAAUGAUGAAGCAGACUUACUUCCAGAUGACCUGAGUGAGGAAGUAGAGGAAAAGUCUGUUUCAGAUGCUCAACUCAACACCCACAUGGGGAAUUCAACCUCCACUGAAACAUCAACAGAAGAGGCUCCUUCUGAAGGCGCCGAGGACCUUCCCACCACACAAAUGGGUGACAUGCCUCCUAAGUCUAGUGUGAAAAAGCCAUCUUGCCCUGACUCCCCUGAACCAGUUGUACACGUUCAGUUAGAUUUUUCCACAGUUACCAGGUCCGUGCAUUCAGAUCGGAAUGAUGAUUCUCCUGAUUCUUCCCCAGAGGAACAGAAAUCGGUAAUUGAAAUCCCUACUGCACCCAUGGAGAAUGUGCCUUCUACUGAAAGCAAAUCCAAAAUUCCUGUAAGGACUACACCCACAUCAACCCCAGCGCCUCCAUCUGUGGAGAAUGAGAGUUCCCUUUCUGAAGAUUUUUUACCCAGCCUGGAUGAGGAAAGUAAAGAGGAUGAAACAAAACCAAAGUCUAAAAUCCCCGUGAAAGCACCUGUCCAAAGAGUAGAGCAGCAACUUUCGCAUCUAGAUUCCUCUCUCCAGAAAACAGUGGCUCCUCAGGGUCAGGACAUGACAAGCAGAACACCAGAUAGUAGAAGCAAAUCUGAAUCUGAUGCCAGUGCUUUGGACUCAGAGACCAAAUGUCUAGUAAAAACGACAAGUUACACUGAGACAGAAACAGAGAACAGAGAGAGGGCAGAGGAGCUGGAGUUAGAAUCAGAAGAGGGGGCCACCAGACCAAAGAUAUUUACAUCCCAAUUGCCAGUUAAGAGCAAAAGCAACACAUCUUCCUGCAAGGGGGCUGUGAGCCCUACGAAAGAAAGUAAGGAGCAUUUCUUUGACCUUUACAGGAACUCCAUAGAAUUCUUUGAGGAGAUUAGUGAUGAGGCUUCCAAGUUAGUGGAUAGACUUACACAGUCAGAAAGGGAGCAAGAAUUAGUUUCGGAUGAUGAAAGUAGUAGUGCCCUGGAAGUUUCAGUAAUUGAAAAUCUGCCACCUGUUGAGACCGAGCAUUCAAUUCCUGAGGACAUCUUUGACACAAGGCCUAUUUGGGAUGAGUCCAUUGAGACUCUGAUUGAACGCAUCCCUGAUGAAAAUGGCCAUGACCAUGCUGAAGAUCAACAGGAUGAGCAGGAACGGAUCGAGGAAAGACUGGCUUAUAUUGCUGAUCAUCUUGGCUUCAGCUGGACAGAAUUAGCAAGAGAACUGGAUUUCACUGAGGAGCAGAUUCAUCAAAUCCGAAUUGAGAACCCUAACUCCCUUCAAGACCAGAGCCAUGCACUAUUGAAGUACUGGCUGGAAAGGGAUGGGAGGCAGGCUACAGAUACCAGUCUCAUUGAAUGCCUCACUAAGAUCAACCGAAUGGAUAUCGUUCAUCUCAUGGAGGCCAGCACAGAGCCUCUCCAGGAGCGCAUCAGUCAUAGCUAUGCAGAAAUCGAACAGACAAUUGCACUGGAUCAUAGUGAAGGGUUCUCAGCCCUUCAGGAGGACCUAUGCACUGCACAGCACAAGCAGAAAGAAGAGCGAGCUGCUUCUAAAGAGAGCGAGUCCUGCGAGCACCCUCCCAUUGUCUCAGAGGAAGACAUUUCCGUCGGUUAUUCCACUUUUCAGGAUUGCAUCCCCAAAGUGGAGGGGGACAGCUCCGCAACAGAUCUCUUUCCCCAGACUCACAAGGAGCAAGCCCAACAGGAUUUCUCAGGGAAAAUGCAAGACCGGCCUGAAGAGUCCUCUCUCGAGGGUCAGCAGGAGUACUUUGUGACAACCCCAGGGACAGAAGCGUCAGAGACUCAAAAGGCCACGGCUGUAUCUGGCUCUCCCAGCAAGACCCCUGAGGAAAUUAGGACCCCUCCUGAGGAGCAGAGGCCAUACCUCCAGACUCCAAAAUCUAGUGAGCAGGGAGACUCUCCCAUCAUACAAGAACCUGAAGAAGCCCCAGAACAUGGGGAGGAGAGUUCUCAGAAAACCAGCCUGGUGAUUGUGGAGUCCGCUAAUGACCAGCCCCAGGAUCUUGAAAGGCUCGAUGAAGAUGAAGCUUUCCAUAAGGAGCUAACAGAGGAAUUAGGUGAGCUGGAGGCCAGCUCAGAUGAGGAGGCGAUGGUAACUACCAGGGUUGUCCGCCGACGAGUGAUUAUUCAGGGAGAUGAUAUGCCUGACAUACCCCCGGAAACAGUCACAGAAGAAGAAUACAUUGAUGAGCAUGGACAUACUGUGGUUAAGAAGGUCACUAGGAAAGUCAUUAGGCGGUAUGUGUCCUCUGAUGGCACAGAGAAAGAGGAGGUUACGAUGCAGGGAACGCACCAGGGACCCAUCAGCAUUGAGGAAGGAGAUAGCUAUUCCAAAGUCAUGAAACGCAUUGUAUUAAAGAGUGACACCGAACAGUCAGAGGUAACUUUGUCUGAGCCCAGCAUUUUGUCCAGUACCUCACAAUUUCAGGCUGAACCAGUGGAAGGCCGUAGAGUCAGCAAAGUUGUUAAAACAACUAUGGUACAUGGAGAGAGGAUGGAGAAACAUCUGGGUGAUUCUAGUUUAGCCACCGAUCUUCCUUCAGCCAAAGAUGACUUUGAAGAGGCUUUGACUUACACAGGUAGCCACAUGAAAGUGCACUUCCCCAGUUUAGUAGAGGAUGAAAUCCUGAAAGAGGAUGGAUCAGUCAUUAAAAGGACAACAAUGAGUAAAGCCAGUACACAGAAGAGGGCUGUGGUGAAGGACCAGCAUGGAAAACGAAUUUACUUGGAGCACCUGGAGGAUGUACCAGAAGCACUAGACCAAGAUGACCUCCAGCGCGACCUCCAGCAACUCCUUCGGUAUUUUUGCAAGGAGGACUCGAAGCAAGAGGCCAAAUGAGGGGCUGCCCAGUCCUCACACCAGAAACCACGCAUUCACUCAAUAUGCAACUUCCCGUUUCAUUAGCAGAGUGACCUCCCCAGCCUAAUGGGAUACCCUGACACUUUCACUUUUAGCAAAUACACACCGCAUUCUGUUUCAGUUUUUCCCCGUCCUCUUUAACUGUAAGCUGAUUUGUGACCAAAGAUAGCAUCCUUCAGUCUGGAUGCUGUAUCCACUACUUUGUUGUGUCUGUGCUAAACUGGGAACUGGCCACCUCCAUCGUUCUUUGCUCCUACACAAGCUCCACGAAAAUCCAUCGAUCAGAAGAACUUCACCUACAGACCUCUUCAAGUGAUGAUGUCCGGGAGUCCUUCCGAGGGAUAUCCUUGUACCAUGUAUAUAGCUCAAAUGCUCAGAUGAACAACAUAUUAAAAUUAAAACCACUGCCUAUCAUAACUACACUGGGCAUCAUGGAAUAAAAGGCCUCUAGAAAUUGCUGAACAAUGGUUAAUUACCAUAUUGCUAACACAAUCGAGUGAUAAUACAGUUUGACUGCAAAAGCAGCCCUUCAGACCUACCACGUCUUUAGAACUUCCAGAGUAGCCGUUGCUCCUAGUAAAAGAUGGUUAAUAACCUCAAGGACUAUCCUAACUAAGCACUUACUGCUGGUGCUGGCCAGCCUUGGUUUAUGAUUCCCCAACGGCCACAUGAGGGAGGGGAGAAGGGGAACAGAAGGCAAAAGGAAAGAAACAGUGAGGUAUUCAGCGGCUAGCCACCACAUCCUGUGGCGUUCUAGCAUCUUCAGGUCUUUUAGAUUUUGGACACAUUGGCAGGGUAUUUUAAAAGCUAUAACUACUGUAGUUUUCCAGUUUUCAUUGCUGCUUUAGCAAACCACGCUGUCUUAUUGGUGGUACUUUCUCCUGGCCACUGCACUGUAGAUAAUCCAUUGGAAACAAGAUUUACCCCCUACACAAAAGGUUAAACUUCACCGUGUUGGAGUGGUUUUCUUUCCCCCCUCCGGGUUUAUAUCUUCUCCAAUACCUGCAUGUAGCAUUUAAAAAUCGAAACCACAGUCAAAAGUCCUCUUCUAAUCACACUGAUGGUUUUCAUUCUUUUGACCCUGAGCAAGCACUUUUCACUCUUCUGCUGGGUCUGUUUUUUAGCUUGCAGACAAGGUUGAGAAAUCCUUACAAAUUUGGUUUUGGUUAAAAUUUUUGAUUUAUUUAUUUGAAAUCCAAACUCCCUUGGAAACUCUUAAGUGCAUUUGUGCACUUUUUUGUUUGUUUCAGAGAAGGAACUUUAAUCAUCUGAGUGAUUUCCAUGUCCUAUUCCUUAUUCCUCUAGUGGUUGAAGCUGUGUAGCAUUUUAACAUAUAUAUAUAUUCACAAAUAUAUUCAUAUAAACAGUAUACAUUUCGAAUCAGUUAUUUGUUAAAGAAAAGUAUAUUCAAUGAAGAUGAAAUUAAAAAAAAAAAAGAGUCUAUCCUCCAGGGAUUGAACAUUUUCCAAUUCUAUCUGGUCUUUUCCUGUUGUGCAAAAAUGACUCAUUGCUCCGAAAGUCAAAAACAAAUGUGACAAACAAUGGCACUUCAUCAUUUCAAGUAAUGUUGCCAAGGGAGAAAAUUUCCUGGGAGGGAGGUUUCCCACAAGCCAAAUCUCUUAAAGCCUCAAAUGCUAGCACUUUCUGGCAGUCGGAUAGGAAAUAAAGCUUUCUUUGGCAGCCAAAAUGAGAGAGGCUCAAUGGUGAAACUUUUUGAGACACACCAUGGCCCUCUUGUCAAAACCUUCACUGGAGAUCAAGAAAAGCAUUUCUGUUGUGUUCUUUGCAGUGCAGAUGACGUCUGUGUAACAACAUAAUGGUUAUUCACCUUUUUUUGAUUUUUGAUUUUUGCUGUGUAAUCAAAAAACUUGAAUACUGUGAGAAGAAGUGAAUUUUCAGUUGAUGAAUCAGCAUCUUGUUCCCAUGGUGAUAACACUAAUUGAAUAUAUCUAUGAGGGCAUGUAUUAGUUAAUGGAAAAAAAAAUACAACACUAACAAUACAUAGCUGCAAUGUGUACAAUGGCUGAUUUAAUUAAAUAAAAUGUACAAGUGUUACAUGUG